ACACCAGAAAAAAUAACAAUCACCAAAAAAAUACAUAUAAAUCUCUCUCUCUCUCUUUCUCUCUAGAUUUUCCGACUACCUUUAAAUUCGCCGGCGAUGAAUCUCGCCGGGAAAAUGAAUAUUCCAGUAAACAUGACCGUCUCUAGUAACGCUGUCUCCGACCACCGCCGUCACGUGUUCCGUGAAAAUCGUCACUGAUCCGUCUCCUAGACUUUCUUUUUUAGUUUUAUUCUUUGCUUCGUUUUGUGAAAAUGAUCCGCUGAUUGAAGAAGACGGUCUAGGUUUCUUCUUUUAUUAGCUGAGAGGUUUGGUAGAUUCUUCUUCUUCUUCUUUUUAUUGAAUCCGUGUUUUUUGAAUUUUUGAGAGAUCUGAGUUUGGAACGAGAAAUUGACUUGGACCGUAGUCAGUCUUUGUUAAAACGAUGCCGUUUACGAUGAAGAUCCAACCGAUUGAUAUCGAUUCACCCGCCGUAGCUAAACCGGUGCUCAAAUCUCGCCUCAAACGUCUCUUUGAUCGGCCGUUCAGGACCGCAACCUCCGAGAAACCGUUCACCGGCGGCGAAGCUCAAUCCGCGACGGAGUUCGAGCCGAGCUCCGUUUGCUUAACGAAGAUGGUUCAGAACUUCAUAGAGGAGAACAACGAGAAGCAAGCCAAAUGUGGACGUAACCGCUGCAACUGCUUCAACGGCAGCAACAACGAUAGCUCCGACGACGAUGAUUCAGAUCUCUUUGCCUCUGAUCAUCUCAAGAGCUUGAUCCCGUGCGCGACCGUCGCGGAGAGUAAUCUCUUAGCCGACGUGGCGAAGAUUGUAGAUAAGAACAACAAGUCAGUCAAACGAAAAGAGGAGAUGAGGAAGAUGGUCAACGAAGGACUCUUAUCUCUUCACUACGACUCGUCAAUCUGCAAAUCCAAAUGGGACAAGUCUCCGUCGUUCCCAGCCGGCGAAUACGAGUACAUAGACGUGAUCGUUGGAGAGGAGCGGUUGCUGAUCGAGGUUGAUUUCAGAUCGGAGUUCGAUAUCGCGAGGCAGACGAGCGGUUACAAGGCGCUGCUUCAGUCGCUUCCGUUCGUCUUCGUCGGGAAAUCAGAUCGGUUGAGCCAGAUCGUUGCCUUGAUCUCGGAGGCGGCGAAAGUGAGCAUGAAGAAGAGAGGAAUGCAUUUGCCUCCGUGGAGGAAAGCUGAGUACAUGCGAUCUAAGUGGAUGUCGUCUUAUACCAGAGCCUCCGGGAACGCUGAGGAGCUGCCUCUUGCGGCGGCCGCGGCGGAGAUGGAGGUAGAUUGUGAAGAGAUUGAGCUGGUUUUUGAGGAGAAAUCUUUGUCUCCGGUAGUGGUUAAGGCUUCCUCGUCUGUUGACGGCGAUGGUGCUGAUGCCGCGGUGAAGGCCGUCACCGGAUUAGCUUUACUCUUCAAAGAGAAGCCUUGAUAAUAAUAAAAUUUUUGGAGUUUUUUAAUUUACUUUUUUUUUCUAAUUUUCUUUAACCUUCCGAGGUAAAAAAAUUAUCAUAUAUUUUUUUUUACCGUUCUCUUUUUGUAGUUGUUUUUGACCUCUUUUGUUUUUUGUUUUCUUCGCAAGGGGUUACCACUUUGUACUUAUUACCGUCCACUGUGAAAAAUAAAUAAAAAAUAUUGUACUUCCGAAA
Molecule: messenger RNA, 1640 nt
Organism: Brassica rapa (field mustard)
Lineage: Eukaryota; Viridiplantae; Streptophyta; Magnoliopsida; Brassicales; Brassicaceae
Source: RefSeq, a predicted model, not a curated record